AUGUUGUCCGCAUUCAAUGUAGGUUUGAUUUCUAAUACAUCUGUUGUGGGUUUGGAGAUUGGGGAGAAACAAGAGCCAAGAUUAGUCUCUAAUAUACUUAUUGAUACUAAUUCAAUGAAUAGUUUGAUUUCUAGGUUAUUUGGGAGAGAAUAUGUGAGUAAUGUUACAACAAUUGUGCCUCUUGUGAAUGCAACAGUAGUGGUGCCUGGAAAGGAGACAGAACAGAGAAGAUGUGAAGAGAUUCUAUAUACAGAAGGUUGCACACUACUUGAUUGUGGCAAACAGUGCUACCAGAAGUACAUAAAGAAGGGGGGAAUGGGAAAUGCAUUCCCUAUGCUGAUAUGA
Dovyalis caffra is the source of this 345-nucleotide messenger RNA. NCBI's taxonomy places the organism in Eukaryota, Viridiplantae, Streptophyta, Magnoliopsida, Malpighiales, Salicaceae. The record is from the annotation of a GenBank genome assembly.